AUGAGCAAGUGCGAAUGCAUCCCUGGUACCUCAUGCCAUUGUGCCGAGGGCGAGUGCAAGUGCUUGGACUGUCACUGCAAGCAGUGCAAGAACAGCUGCGAAUGCGAAGAAGGAAAGCCUUGCGAAUGCGCCAAGGGUGACUGCAAGUGCAAGAACUGCCGCUGCAAGCAGUGCUGUCACUGCGAGGAAGGCAAGCCAUGCCAUUGCGCGAAGGGAGGCUGCAAGUGCAAGAACUGCCGUUGUAAGGAGUGCUGCGACUGCGAGGAGGGCAAGCCGUGCCACUGCGCCAAGGGUGACUGCAAGUGCAAGAACUGCCGCUGCAAGGAGUGCUGCAACUGCGAGGAGGGCACGCCAUGCCACUGCGCCAAGGGAGACUGCAAGUGCAAGAACUGCCGUUGCAAGGAGUGCUGCAAAUGCGAGGAAGGCAAGCCUUGCCAUUGCGCGAAGGGAGGCUGCAAGUGCAAGAACUGCCGCUGCAAGGCGUGCUGUGGCUGCGAGGAAGGCAAACCUUGCCACUGCGCGAAGGGUGACUGCAAGUGCAAGAACUGCCGCUGCAAUGAGUGUUGCGGCUGCGAGGAAGGCAAAUCCUGCCAAUGCGCCAAGGGGGCCUGCAAGUGCAAGCAGACCGGGCAUUGG
Molecule: messenger RNA, 636 nt
Organism: Mesorhabditis spiculigera
Lineage: Eukaryota; Metazoa; Nematoda; Chromadorea; Rhabditida; Rhabditidae
Source: the annotation of a GenBank genome assembly